Opisthorchis viverrini is the source of this 6072-nucleotide messenger RNA. RefSeq lists its product as hypothetical. The transcript is spliced from 24 exons. Gene Ontology annotation, molecular function: ATP binding; UMP kinase activity. Gene Ontology annotation, biological process: UDP biosynthetic process; CDP biosynthetic process. The record is from RefSeq and is a predicted model, not a curated record. Gene Ontology annotation, cellular component: cytoplasm; nucleus. Bases 81 to 5951 code for a protein of 1956 amino acids. Lineage: Eukaryota; Metazoa; Platyhelminthes; Trematoda; Opisthorchiida; Opisthorchiidae.
AUGAAAAUGAUCAACUGGGUAAGAGUCUCGCAGAAACUCUGGUCUCUGGAGAGGCUUUAGAAGAGGAGGCCGUGUUUUCUAUGAUUCAUCAGAAGCUGACAUCGCCAGAGUGUGCUCAUUACGGAUACGUACUGGAUGAUCUACCGACUUACGGCAGAACUUACCUAACUACUGAAGAGCAACUGAAUUAUAUUAAGACUCUCAAACUCACGCCAGAUGUUAUAGUGAGCAUUAAAAUUCCCGGUGAAGAUUUGCGCAAACGCAGGGAAGGGAUAAAGGUUGACCCACUGACUGGUGAAAAAUACGGUCUCCGCAACUACGAACCUGAACCUGCAAUACAGGAGGAGCCAAAAGAACCGAAUGUGAAGAUCUCGGCUGCGGUGGCAACUGAGCUUACAGAAACUACCGGAGGACCUGAAUUUGAUGUUGAUGACCCUGAGGCGUUGGAAGAAGAGGGCGGAAUGGCGAUGGAAUUGGGUCAUCCAGACUUUCCAAAAACAACUAGGGAGAUCAACGAAAGGCUGUUUGUUCAUAUUGAAGAUUUGCCGGAAACAAUUGAGAAAGACAGAUCAUACUACCGGCAGAAUGUGAAAUGUCACAUUAAAUCGUUCGUUUCCCGGCAGAGUCCACUGAAUGUUAUCGAAAUAGACGGUAAUCAGACACCCACAGAGCAGUUUUAUAAUCUGAUGACAAGAUUACAAGCAAUGAAUUUGUACCCGUCAGUAGCUCCGGUACGUUUUUUCUCCGCAGCCACCGAAGAGGAAGAAGUACCUGAGGAUAUGGAAACCGAUGAACUUUUCAAAACUCUUGCUACGCGUAAGAUGCCUGGGCCAAGAUGUAGAUGGAAACGAACAGCUUGGCAGCGAUUUUGUCCGGUAGCACUUUACCAGGGUUACUUGGCUCAGGGAAAGCCAGAAUUCACCGUAGGAUUUCUGGGCGGAAUUUACUGUAUGUCUUCGGCAGAGCAUUUGGCGUCGUUUAUGCUUAAUCCAAGACCGUAUCUACUGCCCCCACAACCUCGGCCACCGUUUCGUUUGAUGGUGGUUGGCUCGACUGCUUCAGGUAGAAGUUCUGUCAUUCGGAUGUUAGCUGAAUCAUACGGUGCUCGUGUGCUUGAUAUAAAUGAAACGCUUCAGAAGGAACACGAUAAAGUGAUGGCUCAACGGCUGGCAGAAGUGGCAGCCGAAACCGAGGCCGAAGUAAUCAAAGAACUCAAGGAGAGACGUGAGCAAGAAAUGCUGCAACUCAAAACCAAAAAAAUGCUCGAGGAUGCCACCGAUGGAGUGGUGGACACUGUAGCCUUGGAACUCGAACGAGAAGCCGUAGAUAUGCUUGCGGAAACAGCUGAUGAAACUGAGGCCGAUGGUGAAACCCUCGAGGUUCCAGAAGAGGAACUCAUCACGGUGCAUCCUCUAACUCCACUCUCAAGGCCCGUCAAAUCUCUCUACAUACCCGAACAUCUCCUACAACCGAUCGAUCGAAACCAUCACGAGGUUAAGGUUCGUGUAAGAGAUGCAGUGAAUAAAGCGAAGAAGAUUCCGGUAGAACUGGAUGUGGAUUUGUAUUUGAAUGAGGCUCGCAGUGGGAUUGAAGAAGCUGAAAAGAAGUUGCGGGAAGAAAACCCAACUGGACCUUUUCACGGAAACUGGAUUCUGGACGGAAUGCCUCUGCGAGCGGCUGUUUGGGAAAAUUUCAUUCAAAAAGCCCCUGAACUGGUUCCUGAUGUAGUCGUUUGUCUAAUGGACAGAAGUAAGGAUUCAGAGUUUAUUCUGCGCCGAUGGUACAAAUAUGAACGCGAAGGACUUAAAGGUACGGAUGGAUGCUGCUUCUGUAUAUUACUUUUGAUUUCUACGAUCACUGCACAACAAAUACGAACAAAAGAUUCGCUGUGGAAGUUGCUGUGUACUUUAACUAUGUCCGUAUUCUCUUCCUCUCAGCCAGAAGCACCGUUUACAGACAAAGAAGUUUCCGAAGACAUUGAGACGAUUCCCGCUGGAACUAGUGCUGGUACAGAUGAGAUGAAUAAACCCCAACUGGAUCCACUUCCUCCUGCCGGUCACCAAAGGGAUGGAGCCAUUGAAAAACUGAAGGAGGAUGCUGAUCAAUGGAAGAAAAGUAGGCAAUUACUGAGGGGACAUGUGAACGAAUAUGGAAUCUCAGUGGACGUUUUUGACGUCGACAUUGCUGAUAAAUCAUUUGACCAGCUGAGGGAUGAAGUUCUCAUUCACUUAAAAAGUCCUAAGAACGUAUUGUGUGUGAUUUUCAAUGUGACUGAUGUCAUACUUGCAAAUGCCUUGGUAAAGAAACAAAGAUCAACUGGUAUCUUUCCUUGUGUAGAGCCGUUCACGAUUCCACCUUUCGAGGUGUCGCAGGAAGACCUCGAAGAAGAGGAGGAAGAGGAUGCUGAAGCCUUUGAAGAGGAAGCGGAGGAAUUUGCCGAGGAAGUUGGUGAAGAGGAAGAGGAGGGAGAAGAAGGCGGGGAAGAGAGCAAUGAGAAAAUGGACGAAGGAGUAGAAGAAACAGAGGAGGAAGAAGAAAACACCAGUCGGAAUAUGAAUAAAAAACUUGGGCUGACAAGUUACUUCUGCCCAGUGACCUUGCAUGAUUAUGGUGUACUUCGAGCUGGUGAUCCCGAUGUUGGUGCAAUUUUCGACAACCUUGUGUACUACUUCUCAAGCGAGGAGGCAAGGGCAAGGUUUAUGGAGUCACCGGAAUCCAUUCUGUCCGAUGUGGAGCAUCCUAUUCACAUUCCCGCAUUGCGAAUUUUACUUCUCGGACCGCCUGGAUGCGGAAAAACGCUGCAUGGUCGCCAGCUAGCGACAACCCUAGACAUAUUCCACAUAAACUUCAACAAUAUUCUACAGGAAAUAGUUCUUCCAAAGGUGGGCAAGAAACUUGGCAAAGAAUACGAAGAUGAACAGCCUAUACCGGAUCUUGUCCUACCCAGCUUGGAAGAAGGUGUGACCCCAAGUUCAGCUGAUGGACCCACUACUGAAAAGUACAGCGAUAACAUUGGUUACGUGGGGGUGAAAGAAGAACUAACAGAGAACGAACGCAAUGUGGUAGAGUACUUGGUAAACGGUACGCCCUUGCCACCCGAAACCAUGGAAUGGAUUCUGGGGAAAUACUGGACUAAGGAACCGUACAAGUCGACCGGGUUCAUUCUUGAAGGGUUUCCAAUGUCAGCCGAUGAACUACAAUUUUUGGUUGAUUCCAAUUAUUUCCCGGACUUCGCAGUUGUUCUAAACACAGAUGUGGGUGAGGUGAUUAGUCGUCUACUUCCAGUCAGGCUUGAAUUCUGGCGGAAGCGCAUGGCCAAAAAAGCCGCUAAUGCAGCAGAGCUUAAAGCAUGGAAAGCCCGAAAGAAGGAAAUCACACGUGAGAAAAGGAGAAUAGAAAUUUUAGCCCAAUUGCAAGAGAGGCGUAAAAAUGCGCGGUCUGGCAGGGCUGCCUUAACUGGAGAAGAUGAGGAAGAACAACUGGAUGACGAAGUUGACAUCGAUGAACUCUUGGCGAAUGAAGACGAGGAACAGGGAGAGGAAAUGAAUGCGGAAGAAGAGGAAACAGAAGCUGAUACGAUCGACCGGCUGCGUGAUGAGAUUUCGGAGCGAUACGAAGAGAAAUCCGAUAAUCUGGCGGAAUUGCUUGAACAGCUGGACGAGCUUUCUAUUCCGAAAUUCGAAAUCGAAUCUGGUGGUAAAGUUACCUGGGCACGGUAUCGGUUGGUCAAACGCAUCAAUGCGUUUAUAGAAAACCGCUGUUCCUUGUUUGAACGUGUCUACCCGGUGUCACCUAAAGUUGCUGAACGUUUGAUCACAAAUGGAUACCGGUUCCCAAGUCGUUUCGGUCGAUGGUGUCCAGUUACCUUGCUUCUGCACAACGCACUGUUGCCUCCGCUGAUGGUACCAUUGAUGAAGACUGGGAACCCAAAGUACCUUCCCGCUCUUCCUGGCCUACCUGGCGUUACACUGCCCGUUUCCAAACCAAACACCUGUUGCGCUAUCUAUAAAGAAAAUAUUUACUGGUUUGCGAAUCAAGCAGCACGGACAGUGUUCAUGAAGAACCCUCUGAAAUUCGUUCGAGGAACGCCAGAUCCUCCCAUCCAUAUUCCUUUGCGGAUGGCAAUCGUUGGUGCACCUAAAACGGGAAAGACAACGCUCGCCAAAAGAUUGUGUCAAGAAUAUAAUGUGCCCAUAAUCACGGUGACUGAAGCGAUACGUUGGUACUUGACGGAUCCGAGUCACGCUUUUACCGCUGUGGCUGAGAACAUUCGACUUUAUAUGAGUGAAGGGAAGACAGUACCCGACAUAUUAGUUGCAAGCGUCAUACAGUCCUUGACCAGAAAUUCAAUUUACUCCACCCGGGGGUAUAUUUUAGACGGAUAUCCCUCGACCGUGGAACAGUGCCAGUCACUGUACACUUGUGGCAUACGUCCAUGUCUGAUGGUGGAACUAACUAGCGCAACUGAAGCUGAGAGACAAGAUUUAAUAUUGCGGGGAAUUAGGGAGACCGUCAAAGAGCCAGCUGAUAUUCCGACAGCAGUAGAAGACGAACAAGAACCUCAAAUGAGAAUACGACUAGAACAGGGAUUCCAGCGUCCCCUCCCAGAGUCAAACACGGCAGAAGAACUUUCGUUUAAAAUUAAUGCUUAUCACCACGCUGCUGAUUUCCGUCGAGACUGGGCCACUUCUCACCAAGGUCUGUUGGUAGAUUUGUGUGCGGUGGACAACCGCUGGUGCCUAUGGCGUCAGAUUCUACGCGUUGUUAGACAUCGUGUGGAUCAUCUACAGACAUAUAUGGCUAAUAUUCUUGAUGGGAAAGCAGCGUCAAUCGCAGAGUUGGGCAUCGAGGAACGUCACUUCAAAAUGCAUGCUAGCGAGUUCCUGCACUACUGUCCAGUUAGCUGGAAGGAGCGUGGAGAACUGGAAGAUACAAUCAAUGAACCAAAACACGACCUAGUUGUCGUGCUAAAUGUGGGCUUGUACCCGAAAGAAGAUCUUGUACAAUCCUGUGAUUCUAACAGUCAAUCUGUGGAGCAAGAUUUUCGUCAAACAAAUGAAGGGCAUGAUGCAAAUGGCAUAAGCAUUUCUAUUCCAACCUCCCUAAAGUUUGCUGCCGAGUAUCAAGGCCGGUACUACCGAAUGGCGGGGCCCGACGAGUUGGAAAAGUUUCUUUCACAGCCAGAAAACUACGUGCCACCACAGUCAGAUAAAUCUCUUCCGUCGGAAGAAAAGCUCCCUUUCAGGCUGCAAAGUGAUGCCAUUGAACUUAGCCGUGAUGCAUUUCCGAUGCAAGUGGCUCUCCGAGGCUAUUGUCCCGUGUGCUACAUAAACGGAAAUCAACGUUAUGAGGGGCUCAAACUUGGUGUAAGGGAAUACUUAGCCAGAUACGAUGCCGAAAUCUACACAUUUUGUUCAAACGAAUGUCUUCUAAAGUUUUUAAGAAAGCCGACAUCCUAUGAAAAUUUGAUCCUACCGCACAAACUGCCACCCAUGCCGUCGCCAAUCGAUGUGCGUUCAUUACCGUUACCCGGUUUCCUGGAACAAACUGUGGCUGUUGCGUUACAAAGGGCCCUAUCUGCGGCUGGUCAGCACCGCCCCAAGUUUCCAUUCCUGGGAAUUAAAAGAUCAGCUUUGAUCUAUCUCGGUUUGCACAUGAAAGCGUACAACCCACGGAGUGCUGAGCAGGAGAAAAAGAAAUAUCAACAGAAAUUGUCCGACUUUCUGGAUUCUUGCAGUUUGCCAAAAUGGCUGGCCAAAAACAUGCCGCUGCAGUUUCAACCGGAACACAAACGAACGCCCAAGUUCACUCCCAGACUGCAACAAUUUCUAGAACUCCAAAGUUUACAGGAUACGGUCCAUGAAUGGGUCAAAACUCCGGGUUGGCAAACGGUCAAACCAGCUUCUAGAGGUAUACGCUUCAGCCUAACCAACCCAUUUAACUUGAAAUAGAUGAUGGUACGACGCUCAAAGACAGCAUAAAGAACCCUGGUAUAUUUCGAUAAAAAAAAGAUUCCCCCUCUGAAAAGUGAUACGAAAACGUUUACUUUUCUCAAUGAUCAAAUAAAUAAAG